This is a messenger RNA of Schistocerca cancellata (South American locust), 1590 nucleotides long. RefSeq names its product ruvB-like 2 (gene rept). The coding region runs from base 229 to 1491 and encodes 420 amino acids. Gene Ontology annotation, cellular component: Ino80 complex; R2TP complex; NuA4 histone acetyltransferase complex. The transcript has 11 exons. Gene Ontology annotation, biological process: box C/D snoRNP assembly; regulation of transcription by RNA polymerase II; chromatin remodeling. The record is from RefSeq and is a predicted model, not a curated record. Gene Ontology annotation, molecular function: ATP hydrolysis activity; DNA helicase activity; ATP binding. NCBI's taxonomy places the organism in Eukaryota, Metazoa, Arthropoda, Insecta, Orthoptera, Acrididae.
GUUCUUCGGAAUGGCUGUGCUUAAAUUACACAUUAUCACGUCAUAAUGAGAAAUAAAAUUUGUUACAAGAUUGAGUGAAAUUUCCAUCGCUUCUGUGCUGAAGCAGUAGCAGCAGCCAAAGUACAAGAAGUUAGAGAAAUCACUAGGAUUGAGAGAAUUGGAGCUCAUUCACACAUACGAGGAUUGGGACUCGAUGACACCCUCGAACCAAGACAUGUCUCUCAGGGAAUGGUGGGACAGCUAUCAGCUCGGCGAGCUGCUGGUGUUGUCCUUGAGAUGAUAAAAGAGGGCAAGAUUGCAGGGAGAGCUGUCCUGUUUGCAGGACAACCAGGAACAGGUAAAACUGCAAUUGCCAUGGGACUGGCACAAGCGUUAGGUCAAGACACACCUUUCACAAGUAUGGCUGGUUCUGAAAUAUACAGUUUGGAGAUGAGUAAGACAGAAGCUUUGACACAGGCUAUCAGAAAGUCCAUUGGAGUGCGGAUCAAAGAGGAAACUGAAAUUAUUGAGGGAGAAGUGGUUGAAGUACAAGUUGACAGGCCUGCAACUGGCGUUGGUACAAAAGUCGGGAAGCUUACUCUGAAGACAACUGAAAUGGAAACUAUUUAUGAUUUGGGUAGCAAGAUGAUUGAAUCACUCAUGAAAGAAAAGGUCCAAGCUGGUGAUGUGGUGACCAUUGACAAAGCUACUGGUAAGAUAAGCAGGCUGGGCCGCUCUUUCACACGGGCACGUGACUAUGACGCCACAGGACCUCAGACGAGAUUUGUGCAGUGUCCAGAGGGAGAGCUGCAGAAACGGAAGGAGGUUGUCCACACUGUGACCUUGCACGAAGUGGAUGUCAUAAACAGUCGCACACACGGCUUCCUCGCACUGUUCUCAGGUGAUACUGGUGAAAUAAAGUUUGAAGUGCGAGAACAAAUUGAUAUGAAAGUUGCUGAAUGGAGAGAAGAAGGCAAAGCAGAAAUUGUUCCUGGUGUAUUAUUUAUUGAUGAGGUCCAUAUGUUAGACAUUGAGUGCUUUUCAUUCCUGAAUCGUGCUUUAGAGAAUGAGAUGGCUCCAGUUGUUAUUAUGGCCACCAAUCGUGGCAUAACUCGGAUAAGAGGCACCAAUUACCGAUCACCUCAUGGAAUUCCUCUUGACCUUCUGGACCGUAUGAUAAUUGUGUCUACGUCACCAUACCAGGAAAAGGAGUUGAAAGAGAUUUUAAAAAUUAGGUGUGAAGAAGAGGACUGUGAAAUGACAGAUGAUGCUCUGACAGUUUUGACGAGAAUUGCACUGGAGACAUCAUUGCGAUAUGCGAUUCAGCUCAUCACUACUGCCAGCCUUGUUGCUCGUCGUCGGAAGAGCACUGAGGUUGGCAUUGAAGAUGUGAAAAAAGUGUACUCCCUCUUCUUUGAUGAAAAUAGAUCUGCACAGUUCCUAAAGGAAUAUCAGGAUGAAUUUAUGUUUAAUGAGAUGGAAGAAGAAAAAAUGGAUGUCUCCUCAGCAUAACCAGAGAAUGACCCACCAGUAUGCUUGAAGCUGUAAAUUGUUUGUUGAUGUGAAUUGCAUCUUUUACUGUAUAUAUGACAAUAAAAAUAAUUAUAAGUA